AUGCAGAACUCCCAGAAGCACCUGGGGGUGCUGGCUCUGCUCGUGUGGCCGCCGGCGGUACUUCGUCAAGGCGGGAAGCCGCUCUCUCCGCAGGAGCUGCGCGUGUGGUUCGCCCGCCGCUUGAGACGUGCUGCUGGAGCUGGAGCUGCUGGGGGUGUUGGCGCUGGUGUUUCUACUGGUGCUGGUGCGUCUGGGGGUGCUGCUGAGGCAGCUGGUGCUGACGGUCCUACUGGAGUUGGUGCUGCUGGAAUUGGAGCUGCUGGGGGUGUUGGCGCUGGUGUUUCUACUGGUGCUGAUGGUCCUACCGGAGUUGGUGCUGCUGGAGCUGGAGCUGCUCGGGGUGUUGGCGCUGGCGGUGCUGCUGGCGCUGGUGCUUCUGAGGGUACUGGAGUUGGCGCUGUUGGAGCUGGAGGUUCUGCUGGCGCUGGUGCUGCCGGUGGGGGUACUGGUGCCGUACUUGUUGGUUCUAGAGGCGCUGCGCGGCCGAGGCCGUACUUCGUUCCGCUCCUGGAGCAGGUUCUUGGUCUCCCGCCCUCUACUGGUCCUGCUCCUCCCCCUAGAGUGUCCACCGCGUGUCCAGUCGCAGUCACAAUUACUGCCCGCCCUCCCCUCUACCCUGCUCCUUCUCCCUACACUGGUCCUACUACAGGUCUUGCUGAGCGUCGUGAGCCGUCCGUCCCGCGUCACCUGUUCGUGCUGCUCGCACUAGUGGUCGUACUGCGCGUCCGCGUCCUCCUGCGGUUCCCGGCACACACCAGAUGGCACUGCGUCCUUCCACUGCUCCGUUGCGUGUCCCGUUGCCGUCUCCUCCAGAGUCCCUCUCUUCCUUCUCUUGCUGACCCGGAGUCUGACUCCCUUCGUGCUGCUAGUCCUUCGACAUCCCGACUCCUCGAUCGUACGCUGAGGCGAUCGAGGGUCCCUACUCCUCUCAGUGGCAGUCGGCCAUGGACGCAAGAGAUGGCUUCCUGGAAGUCCACAGGCACCUACAUCGACGAGGUUCCCCCACCUGGGGCGAACAUCGUCAGUGGGAUGUGGAAUCUUCAGGGUGAAGCGGCCGCCAGGCUCUCCGCCUGUCUUCAAGGCGCGUUACGUGGCUCGAGGCUUCAGUCAGCGGCAGGAGUUGACUACUUUCAUACCUUCUCUCCCACCCCGAAGAUGACCACUCUUCGGAUGCUGCUGCACAUAGCCGCUCAGCGCGACUACGAGCUUCACUCUCUUGACUUCAGCACUGCUUUCCUGCAGGGCAGCCUGCACGAGGAGAUCUGGCUGCGCCGCCCUCCUGGCUUCACUGGGUGUUUCCUCCUGGCACCCAGUGGAGCCUCCGGCGGCCAGUCUACGGUCUCCGCCAAGGCGCCCCGUGAGUGGCACGACAUACUGAGGACUACACUUGCGGCUCUUGGGUUUGCUCCUUCUACAGCCGACCCGUCGCUAUUUCUACGCACCGACACCUCUUUGCCGCCGUUCUACAUCCUCGUGUACGUCGACGACCUGGUCUUUGCCCCUGCUGACACUACUGGACUCGCCCACGUGAAGUCCGAGCUGCAGAAGAGACACACGUGCACAGACCUGGGUGAACUGCGCAGCUACCUUGGCUUGCAGAUCACCCGGGAGAGAGCACAGAGCACCAUUACCCUGACUCAGUCACACAUGGUGCAGCAGGUCCUUCAGCGCUUCGGCUUCACGUACUCCUCGCCUCAGGCCACUCCUCUGCCUACUCGCCACUCGCUCUCAGCUCUGCCUUCGGAUGAGUCCGUAGAGUCGAGUGGCCCGUACCCAGAGCUUGUUGGCUGCCUCAUGUACCUGAUGACCUGCACACGACCUGACCUUGCAUACCCUCUUAGCAUCUUGGCACGCUAUGUUGCUACUGGGAGACACCGACCAGAGCACAUGGCUGCAGCGAAGAGGGUGUUGUGCUACAUGGGCCAGGCUGCACAGGAGCUAUGCUGGCUCACCUACCUGCUGAUUGACCUAGGAGAGCCGCCUCGUUCUCCUCCAGUUCUGUACGUAGACAACAAGGCCAUGCUGGCCUUGUGUCGGGAGCACAGACUGGAGCACAGAAUGAAGCACAUUGCUCUCCGCUACUUCUUGUCUCGUGAGCUGCAGCAGCGUGGUCAGCUCCGCCUCACCUACGUGGCCUCUGAGGCCAACACUGUUGAUAUCUUCACCAAGGCCCUUUCGCCUUGUGAUCAUCAGCGCUUCUGUACUGUGCUAGGUCUUGUGCCUACCUGGCCUCACUUGCUCACUUCUUGA
Messenger RNA from Closterium sp. NIES-65, 2250 nucleotides. NCBI's taxonomy places the organism in Eukaryota, Viridiplantae, Streptophyta, Zygnematophyceae, Desmidiales, Closteriaceae. The record is from the annotation of a GenBank genome assembly.